CAGUGUCGGAACAUCGAGCGUUGAACGUAAUUUGAAAUUUCAAAAAUAAAGUUGAUAGAGUGAUCGUUUUUCCUCGACAAAAAUUAUGGUCGCCCGACUUCACGUGUGCUUGUGGCUGCUGUGGUUGGGAUGUCUGUGCUCCAGUGCCGCAAAGGCAGAUGACGAAAACCACUGUCGCAUGGAAACCGGAGAGCCCGGAGAGUGCAAACUACUGAAAGAAUGCCCCCCUCGGAUAGUGGAGGUUCGCCAGGGCAGAAGACAUGCCGAGUCCGCAAGAUGUGGGUGGGAUGGAUUAGAUGAAAUCGUCUGUUGUCCCACUAAACUUCAGGAAAAAAUUGGAAUUCGACCCGCCGAUUUAGCUUGCCAACAAUACACGAAUGACGUUCUCCCCAUAACAACCCCCAACAUCGUGGCCGGUAUCGAGGCGACCUCCGACCAAUUUCCGUACAUGGUAGCCCUGGGGUACAUCGACAAAACCAAAUUACCAGAGAGAGCUAUUUUGUACGACUGCGGUGGGGCAAUAAUCGCCCCGAAUUAUGUUCUCACAGCGGCGCACUGCGUCGACAAUCAGGACAGUCGUGUCCCAGUUCUGGUGCGAGUUGGAGCUGAAUCGCUCGACCCCAAGGCUGAGGGUGCACAGUAUAUCAGGGUGGACAGCGCUAUCCCACAUCCCAAGUACAAACGCAGUCAAAUUUACAAUGAUAUUGCACUACUCAAGCUGACGGAUCCGUUCAAGUGGGCGAGAACGGUUAAACCGAUCUGUCUCCUCUCGAAACCGAUCAGUGAGAUUCAGAUAAAUGUUAAUGUCUCGAUUUAUGUCGCUGGGUGGGGACACACUGGUGCCAAUGGAGAGGUGACGGAUAGAUUGCUGAGAACACCAAGUCUGAAUCUAGUGGCACCUUCUGAAUGCUCCGAGUCCUACCGAAGGGUCCGUCAAAUUCCCCGAGGUCUCGACGAAACUGUAAUCUGCGCAGUCGACGGAGACAAAACAAGAAGAGCAGACUCCUGCAAUGGCGACAGCGGAGGCCCCCUCCUGAUGAUAGAUACCCAGGGUGACACUGUCAUCGGUGUCACAUCAUUCGGGAAGAGCUGCGGCAGCAUCACCCCAGCCGGCUACACCUCAGUCUUCAGUUUCCUCGACUGGAUAGAGCAACAAGUCUGGCCUGACACACAAAGUCGAUCCGCCACCGACUGAAAUCAAUCAAAAGCACCCCCUCCCCCACUCUCUCUAGUCCCCGAACGAAAGCCUGAUCAUGAAUUCAAUUAAAUGGAAACUGAAGAUUUAUUACACUUUUUGGUACAUAAAUUAGUUCUGUAGCUAAAGCAUUCGUUUGACCCAAGUAAUAUUUCUUUAUACAAAAAUAUCAACGAUAUUCUUGUUCCAAACAGAAAACAUUCCGAGAGUCUCGUGGUAAAUAUCCUUCAUACCACAUCGAUACAUUGUAUGCAAUUACACUAUAAGUACAACCUGUAUUAUAUACAUUUACCUCUGUCACUUA
Diachasma alloeum is the source of this 1499-nucleotide messenger RNA. Its product is annotated as serine protease snake. Gene Ontology annotation, molecular function: serine-type endopeptidase activity. NCBI's taxonomy places the organism in Eukaryota, Metazoa, Arthropoda, Insecta, Hymenoptera, Braconidae. Gene Ontology annotation, biological process: proteolysis. The transcript has 5 exons. Bases 86 to 1195 code for a protein of 369 amino acids. The record is from RefSeq and is a predicted model, not a curated record.